AUGUCCGCAGCCCCCCGUUCCCCCUCUCCCUCCUCUUCCUCCUCUCCAGAGCGGGCUGGCCCUGCUCAGUCUGCCAGUGGUGCCCUCCGCUGCGCAGACCGUCUCUGUUCGACGGGGAUGGAGAUGAGUGCGGGCCAGUCCCGCAAGGUGAUCUCGGACUUCUUCGGCCGCAACAAGAAGAUGACGAGCACGAAGGAGGUGAAAGACCCUCAAAAGGGCAUCCCGGCGGCCGUCUGGCACUUGAUGUGCCGCAAAUCCUACCAGCGGGCCAAGUAUUUGGCGGACAAGAGUGCGCUGGCGCACUGCCAUUUCUACCUCGACAACCUCACCAACCAGUUGGUGAGGAUCCAGCUCUGGAGACCGGAGGCGACGUUCCAGGUGCAGCUGCAAGCUGCCGCCAAGAAGCGGCUUGACGACUACCACACCACUCUCCGCCGCAACGGGAACGACCAAGCUGCCGCGCAGGCCUCCGCCACCAUAGCGGAGAAGACCAACAAGAAAGGCAAGCCGGUCCCUCUCACCAACGUCCAGGCUGUCAAGAUGAACCACGCCGAGCACAUCGACGCCCACUUCGCUGGCGAUGGCAAGACCAUCAAAUUCCUCCUCGACGACUUUCUCCCAUGGAUCUCGCAGCAAGUCGAGAGCGGCGACAUGACCCACCUGCCUCCUGUCGAGUUCCUCAUCAACGACCAAGUCCCAGGCGAAACCGUCAACGACCCGGCCAACAACUACGACCGCUGGUGCAGCUACACCGACAACGCUGACGAGGAACCCAAUGAUGUGGCCGAGAAUACUGCCGCCAACAUCAGCGCGUCGUCGUCCAAGAAGCGCAAGCUCGAUGCCAAAGAUGGCGCCGAAGAGUCCUCACCAACUCCAGCCAAGAAAGCCAAGGUCGUCCUCAAAGUCACCCGCAAGCAGCCUUCGCCCAAGAUCACCAUCAACCCGCGCAAGUACUCCGCUGUCCUCACCAACUCUUCUCCUGAGCAAACCGCCGACUUCUCCACCCCAUCAAAGAAGCGUACGGUAUCCGCCAAAACCCCGUCGCCAACCAUCACCAUCAACCCGCGCAAGUACUCUGCUAUCUCCACCAACUCUUCUCCCGAGCAAGCCAGCGACUUCUCCACCCCAUUAAAGAAGCGCAAGGUAUCUGCCAAGAAUCCGUCGCCAACCAUCACCAUCAACCCGCGCAAGUACUCUGCUGUCGCCUCCAACACUUCCUCCGAGCCAGCCGCCGAUCUUUCUACUCCAUCAAAGAAGCGCGAGGUAUCUGCCAAGACCCCGUCGCCAACGAUCACCAUCAACCCGCGCAAGUACUUUGCUACCUUCUUCAACACUUCCUCCGAGCCAGCCGCCGAUCUUUCUACUCUAUCCAAGAAGCGCAAGGCCGACUCUGACGACAUGGACCUUCUCAAUCCACCCAAGAAGCGCGCCCAGCGCGAGAGUACCUUGCCGGUCUCAAUGCAGCGUGCAGAAGCUGUCAGCGCCUUGCCACUCUACAUUCCUCCACCACCGAUCGUGCGAGAGCCGCGAUUCAACACACCAGAGCUGCCACUGUACAUUCCUCCACCACCGAUCGCGCGAGAGCCGCAAAUCGUCACACCAGAGCAGCCAAAGGCUAGAAGCUCCACCGAGUCGUCGCCAAAGCAGCAGACCAACAGCGCCAACAAGCCACCCAUCAUGGCACGCGGCAUGGUAUUCGCCAGCGCCAAGACGUACGACUACGAUUCCGAUGACUACGAGUCUGAUGAUUACGAAACCGAUGACGAGUAA
Messenger RNA from Lecanosticta acicola, 1770 nucleotides. The record is from the annotation of a GenBank genome assembly. NCBI's taxonomy places the organism in Eukaryota, Fungi, Ascomycota, Dothideomycetes, Mycosphaerellales, Mycosphaerellaceae.